This is a messenger RNA of Corticium candelabrum, 2699 nucleotides long. RefSeq names its product piggyBac transposable element-derived protein 4-like. Lineage: Eukaryota; Metazoa; Porifera; Homoscleromorpha; Homosclerophorida; Plakinidae. The coding region runs from base 12 to 2687 and encodes 891 amino acids. The record is from RefSeq and is a predicted model, not a curated record. The transcript has 12 exons.
GCAGUGUGAGAAUGGCGUCUGGUUCUUCACUGCGGCCUGAGCGAGCAUCGAAAGCACCGAAACGUUUCGACUUUGUUGAUCCCGAACUUCUUCUUUCUUCGGAAGAUGAAGAAGCUGGCGUCGAGAGUCGGAACGUGCUUGAUUGUCGAGAUAACGACCCGGAGAUGGAUGAUCCUCUUCAGGCCAUUUUCGACCAUCAAGCACGCUUCGAGGAGGAUUUGGAUGGGGAUAGCGAAACUUCCGAAGAGGAGAGGGAGGGAUUGACAUCGUCUUGGAUAGGACAAGUAGGUGCUCGCCCGCAACAACCAACCGCUGUGGCCAUUUCCAGCUCUAGCACCGAGUUAGAAUCAGAAAAUGAAGGACAAGUGAGGAAGGAAAUGAAGACAACGAGAUUGAAGAGGAGAAAAGUGAGAGGAAGAGGGAGAGCAAGAGGAGGAGGGAGAGCAAAAGGAGGAGGGAGAACAAGAGGAGGAGGGAGAGCAGGGAAAAGAGUGAAAGUGACUGAUGAAGUUCAAGAGGACGCAAAACAGAGGAAGAAGAGAGAGUUGGAGGAGAUGAUACUAACUGGGGACGACGUGGAUGAGUGUAUGUGCUGUCGACAUGUUGAAGUGAAUGUUGAUGGGAGACCACAGAAAUGGGGCGACAGCAAUCAGUUUGCGAGGGACAGAAAGCAAGUGUUGGUAGGUUUGAGAGCAGCGAAAGCAGUGAAGGUGUGGAUGGAAUUACAGAGGUGGACGGUAGAGGACGAGGAAGGAAAGAAGUGGUAUGAGGAAAACAGUGAACGUUGUAAAUAUGUGCCAGCACAGCCCAAAACCGGCUGGACCGAAGAGAAGAGGAGACUACUGGCACUGGAGACUCACUACCCAGACUGUGAAGAUGUCGUCAUCACCCCUCCCCUUUUUGAACCCACACGUCCCAUCGGUGCCCAUCUACCCCGCAACUUUCCUGACAACCCAACACCUCUCAACCUCUUUAACCUCUAUUUCAAUGACGACAUCCUCCUGAAGAUUGCGGCCUGGACCAACAGCAAAGGGAGAUAUAGGAAAGCCACCGAGAAGAGCUUCCAAUGGCAGCACGACACCACCCCCCAGGAGCUCAGAGCCUAUUUUGGCAUUUUGUUGGGCAUGGGAUUAAUCCGUCUGCCCCAGAUCUCCCAUUACUGGUCCCAGAGUGAAUUCUGGGGCUACAACUUUUUCAAAGGUACCAUGUCGGCACGGCGGUUUAGGGCCAUCUCUGGUGCAUUGAAGUUGAAUGAGUUUAUUCCACCAAAGAGAAAACCGCCGUGCCAGGAGAUCGGGGCAGAGGACACAGCACGCCUCACAGAGCCGGUCCCUGACCCCAGCAGAGGGGUACAGGAAGGAGCCACACCAGUUGGUCGUAGUACUGAGGCCCAGGAGGCACCCAACCCCAGUAUCAGGGAUCAGGGUGCCACUAAACCAACACCAGACCGGCUCUAUCAGAUUCGACCAGUACUACAGCAGAUGAGGCGUGCUUGCCGCAUGUAUUGUCAACCCGGACAGAAACUAGCAAUAGACGAGCGAAUGCUUCGUUUCAAAGGAAGGUCCGGCAUGCGGCAAUAUAUGCCCAACAAACCCAUCAAGUGGGGCUUCAAGCUAUGGGUCUUAGCAACAUCAGACUCAUCCUCUCCCGGUGGAGCUGGUUACGUCGUUGACUUUGACGUUUAUGUCGGCUCCCAGGGCGUUCCGGAAGAGAGCCUCACUCAACGGGUAGUAUUAGAGCUCCUGGAGCCUCCUGCCAGCAGCAAUCUUCCAUUGCCUGUCCUUGGGCUGGGUUACCAUCUGUAUGUAGAUAAUUAUUACACUUCCGGUAAACUAUUUCGCCAGCUCAGGGACAAAGAAAUAUAUGCUGCUGGAACAAUGCGCCGAGGACGCUCCGGUUUACCACCGCAAAUUGGUGGACCAAUCUUGAAAAAGGAGGACAGAGGCAGUUGGCGUUGGACACGUGACGGCGACUGUCUGUACCUAGUCUGGGUCGACAACAGUCUCCCUGUCUUUUGCUCGACCCUGCACCAAGGGUCGAGCAAGAACCUGAAAGUCAAGAGGAAGGGCAAGGGGACUGGAAAAGCAAGGGAAUUUCCUUGUCCACCUGUCGUCCCAGACUACAAUAGGUACAUGGGUGGAGUCGACAUCUUUGACCAGAUGGCAGGUGCCUACCCGGUCUUGAGGAAGGUCUUCAGUUGGCCAAUCGUCUUUUUUUACAACUUCCUCGAGACCGCGGCAAUGAAUUCAUGGCACCUGUACAAACUUACUACCAAUCCAGCAAUGAAACACAUUGACUAUCAAGAACUUCUGGUCAAAGAACUGGUUGCUGCCGAACAGGAAGCUCAACGACAUCAUUCUAACAGAGGUGGUCGACCACAAGAUCCAGUCGCUGCCUCUGCGGCUUCCUAUAUUCUUCCGAUGCACCACACUCCUAUGUUUUAUGAGCACUCUGCGCGCCGUUGUAUAUAUUGUUAUUGUCAAGGCAAGAAGGCAGAGGUGCGGAGUUAUUGCAGGGAGUGUGGUGUAUUUCUCUGUUUGCGUUCAGGCCACAACUGCUUUAGACUUUACCAUAGUAGAACAAAUAGAGUAGCAAUAGAGUGUAGGGAAUUCGCUGUUACUAAGAAGGCUACUAAGCCAGGGUUUAUGUGUUUUGUGUUAGGGGUUGGUGGAGAUGAUAAUAUAUAGCGUAGUUCAUAG